ACGAAAUGAGCAGGUUACAUAUCCAGUGAACUUCAUGUGAAUUAUCCAAACAACUUAAAACAUUUUUCUUUUUUUAAAAAUUUAAAUAAGGAAGUUUCAAGUUCUGGUGCUGACAACCAUCCUGCUGCAGGUCUUGGCCACAAUGAGUGACACUCCUUCCACAAGUUUUUCCAUGAUUCAUCUCACUUCUUCCCAAGGUCAAGUUCCUUCACCUCGACAAAUGAGCCUCACUCAUCCUGUUGUAGCCAAAAGGAUCAGCUUCUACAAGAGCGGAGAUCCGCAAUUUCGCGGGGUCAGGGUGGUGGUCAACCCUCGUUCCUUUAAGACAUUUGAUGCUUUGCUGGAUAGCUUGUCAAGAAAGGUGCCUCUACCUUUUGGGGUGCGGAACAUCAGCACCCCCCGAGGAAGGCACAGCAUCACGUGUCUGGAGCAGCUGGAGGACGGUGAGUCGUACCUGUGCUCCCACAGCAGGAAGGUGCAGCCAGUGGACCUAAACAAGGCCCGCCGCUGCCGAAGGCCCUGGCACAGCAGCAUGUCCAUCAGCGCGCACGCGCACUGCUCCCCGGCUGCUGCUGCCCCGGGCGUGCCACGUGCCCCGCGCAGGCUCGCGGUUUUCAGGAACGGAGACCCGAAGGCAAGGCGCAUGGUUCUUCUGAGCAGGAGGGUCACCCAGAGCUUCGAGGCCUUUCUGCAGCACCUGAUGGAGGUCAUGCAGUGCCGCGUGACCAAGCUAUACUCCACGGAUGGAAGGAAGGUUCCCAACCUGCAGGCGGUGAUUCUGAGCUCCGGAGUUGUGGUGGCAGCAGGGAGGGAGCCAUUUAAACCAGGAAAUUAUGACAUCCAAAAAUACUUGCUUCCUGCUAGAUUACCAGGGAUCUCUCAUCGUGUGUACAAGGGAAAUACUAGGGCAGAAAACAGAAAGAUGAGCACACACGUGCCUUCAAGCCCAAGGUCUCAGAUUUAUUCUGCUGCUUCUGACAAAAUACAUAAUAAUGAUUGCUACUCAGACCAUUCCUUUGCUCCUGAACAUUACUUGGCCUUAGAAAAAAAGGAUUCUCAGAAUUUAUUAAUAUAUCCUUCCGAAGAUGAUAUUGAGAAAUCAAUUAUUUUUAAUCAAGAUGGCACUAUGACAGUUGAGAUGAAAGUUCGAUUUAAGAUAAAAGAAGAGGAAACCAUAAAAUGGACAUCCAGUGUCAGUAGAGCUGGUCUUUCUAAUAGUCCUGAAAAGAGUGAGAUAAGCAGUUUUCCAGGAAGAACAGAUGAUUUGUCAUCUGGUUUAAAGAUUGCAGCAUGUUCAUUGUCUGCAGAUGUCUCACCUCUGGAGAAAGGCAAUUAUCAAGAGGACAGUUUGGCAGAAGAGAUACACACACAGAUGACAGAUCGAGAGGCUGAAACUCACAGUUCUUCUAGUUGGGAGAAUUCUUCUAUGGACAGAAAUGCCAUCCAGGGAACUCAGGAUCAAGCAGAGCAUCAUUUUUAUAGGCCUCCUACACCUGGACCAAGGAGAGUGAGACAAAAGAAAUCUAUGAUAGGGAGUGUGACUUUAGUAUCUGAAACUGAAGUUCAAGAGAAAAUGAUUGGACAGUUUUCCUACAGUGAAGAAAGGAAAGACGGGGAAAAUAAAUCUGAGUAUCACAUGUUCACACAUUCUUGCAGUAAAAUGCAAUCAGUAACUAACAAACCAGUGCUUGUUCAGAUAGAUAACAAUGAGCAGAUGGAAUCAUCAUUAGAAAGCAGAAAAGAAAGCAGACAACUCAAAUCAAGUUCAGUAAGUGCUGGUGUUGUAGAAAUUACAAGUCAGAAGAUGUUAGAGUUGUCCCAUAAUAAUGGCUUUUCACAUACUAUACCAGAAAAUGUAAUUGUGGAGGAAGAUACAAUUAAUAGUGUAAUAACACCAGACAACAAAACUAGUAUGAAGAAUUUAAGAACUUAUGGCAACACUGGUGAUAGGUUAUGUCCUAUUUUAGCAGAUUCACUUCAUUCCUCAAGUAACAACGCUGGAAUUGACAAAACUAUUUCUCAGAUCCCAGCUUCAGUAGGACCCUCUACUCUCACCAGAAGAAUUGACAGACUAAUUAAUGAAUUUGCUCAGUGUAGUUUAACAAAACUUCCAGAAAAUGAAAAGAAGAUUUCAUCAUCUGUUACCAGCAAAAAGAUGAAAUCUCAGCAGCAAGUGAAAAGUUAUAGGCAUCAGGAUGGAGAGAUUGCAACUAAAGGAAUCCCUAGUAAUAGUAAGAGAAUAAACACAAGGGGUAGAAUUGCACAGGAAACAAUGUUGCAAGAUUCACACAGUCCUAUUAAAAGAGGGUUGCUUUGUAAGGAAGAACUCCAUGCAAGUGAUAUGGUAAUUGAAACAAAUUAUUUUUGUUCCAAAAGUAAUCUCAAUCCUGUGAAUUCCAAGAAAUUCCAAAGAAAUAAAUUAAAUACUAUUGAGAAUCCUAAGGUUCAAGGACUUUUAGCUAAAAGAAAAUCCAGACCACUAAACAAAGUAAGUUUAGGAGGCUCUGCAAAAAAAGAAAUUGGUCAAGGAGAUAAAGCAUUUCCCCAUAAUGAAAUCAGAUAUUGCAAAAGUACUUUUGAGAAUCAAAAUUUAUUUCAUGUGUUUAACUUUCCUGAGCAAAACCCCACUAUUUUUUGUGGACCACAGGCUCAAGCAGAAAUAGCAUCUUGGUAUUUGAGAGGAAUGGAAAAGAAGAGUUUAGUUUCAAAAGUUAAUAAUUCACACAUAACUUUAAAAAGCCAGAAAAAACAAAAAGGGGAUAAAUUGAAAUCGGGAACUAUCGUAAGUAAACAACAUACUACAACAGGGGUAAAUUCCUUAGCUUUUUUGAAAAAAGCUGUUUUUCCUGAGCAUAUUACCCAUCAUUCAGUUCAAAAUUAUGUACAGAGAUGGAUGCAGAACAUAAAUCCACAUUCAGCUUUGCAGCCUAAGAAAGCGCCAAUAUGCAAAAAGAAAAGGAGUGUGGUAAGUUGUAACAAUUGUUUUCCAGGAAAUAAUUAUCACAGAAGUUCUGAAAAAGGAAAUAAUUUUGUCAUGGCAAAUAAUCAGCACGUGACUAAAAUUGCCAGUUUGACAGGAGAUAAUCUAGGUAAAGAGGUAGGUAAAUCUUUUGACAAAGGUAACAGUGAAGAACUUACCAAAGAUCUCCACGAGAGCCAGGUUGAAUCUCUGAAUGCUGCUUACUUGCUUUCCCUGCAUGAAUGUUGUACUUUGUCACAGUCAGCUGUUGAUAACCAUAAUACUAAAAGUGAAGUAUCUGUUGAAAAUUCAGGACCUUCUUUACCAAGCUUAGUUUACCAAGACACAAACCUCGCUACAAAAGGGCAAAGUGGAGAGGCUGCCAUCCAAGUAGAUUUAAUGGAAGAGGACACUUCAAAAGACCUCUUACUAGUACUGUUGCUUCGCCAACUGCAAGCUUUAGUUCCCAGUAUUCACAAGACUCAGAACGGUGUUGUUCAAGUGCCAGGUUCACUUGUAGAUGUUCCGUUCCAUUCCCCAAUAUGUAAUUCAUCCACUAAUGUCCUUCUAGCUUGGCUCCUGGUGCUAAACCUAAAGGGAAGUGUGAAUUGCUUCUGUCAAGGUGAUGCUCACAAGACUACCAGCAGAACUUCAGAAAUAUGUACAUUGUUGGAGGUUCUAAAGCACAUUGCCAUCACGGAGAAAGCUGAUGACUUAAAGGCUGCUGUUGCCAAUUUAGUGGAGUCAACUACAAACCCCUUUGGACUCACUGAGAAAGGACAAGAUGUGGUUCCAAUUGAUUUUUCUUCAAAUUGUUCCACACCCAACAUUCAGAGAGCUUCUAAGUGCACCAAAAGCGAAAAAACACAAAACAUCUUCUCUUUAAAUGCCAGUGAGUACUGUGCUCCUGAAGUUUACGUUUCAGAGGGGACUUGCUCUCCAUGUGAGGUGUGCACUGUGAGUAAGAUUUACCCUCCAAAAGAGACUUGUAACCUUAAUAACAUUUUUUCUCAUAGUGAUGGCUGUGGCAUGGAUCAGAUCUCUAUGAGUCAGACUUGUUUCCUAGGAGAGGUCUGUUCACUUACUGAUGCUGUGUCUUCCCAUAAGACUUGUGCUCAUGAGGAAAACCAUACUUAUGAGACAGCUUGCCCAACUGAUGGGGCCCACAUUCCCAUCAAAGUCUGCAAUAUCAAUGACUUUUUAAAUUCCAAAGAAGUCACCUAUACUGAUAAUUUGGAAUUGACUGAAGAAUUAGAAAGAGUUGAUGAUGUUCAGAAAGACCUAAAUGUUUUGGCAGACCCUGUAUAUAAACAUGACUUUGAUAUGUUGGUGCCACACAAAAAUAGCAAUUUAGGUCACUGUGGCUUUUUCUUAAGUACAACUGAACCAGAAUUUGAUAAGGAACCUAGUGCUCUAGAUGAAUCCAGAAGUUGUUCAUUAAAGAAAUUUCAGGAUAAAAAUGCAUAUACAUCCUUCAAUAAGGGAGAAUCAAAGACAUCUGAAGAACCAGGCUCAAUAACCAACAGCAAGACAUCAAGUGAAAGACACAUUUCAGAACUGGAAUCUUUUGAAGAAUUAGAAAAGCAGGACAUUGAUAUAUUUAAUACAAAGGUAAAUGCAGGAGAGCAAACCACUGAAGGAUUGAAACAAAAAGAGUUAGAGGCUAGUAAAAAGUUGGAAUUGAUAGAAGUCUCUAGUAGGAGCAUUACAGAAGAAAGAAGGAAUGGUGUAAUUCGCGAGGCAGUCAGGAGGUUGGCACCAGCACCAUCUUUAGUGCUUUGCUAUGCUUCUAAGCAAAAUACUGAAAAGGAGCUCAAUGAAGGAGAAACUAAAAUGAGAGUAAAAAUGAUGGUGAAAAACAUGGAAAUUGGAAGUUCUUCAGGGUUCCCUCUUGAUUUUAAAAAUGGCUUCAAGAGAACAGUGACCUCUGAUUGGUCAGACUAUACACGAGACCGUGAGAAUGACCAAUCAUAUAAAAUGUCCAGCGAUGACCCCAAUGACAGUGGUGAGGAGAUUGCUCAAGAGAAAGACUACAAUAAAGGAUUUGUUAAAAGAACAAUAGAAAAGCUUUAUGGUAAAGUGGAGAUUGUAAAACCAUCUUUUUUCCCUGGGUCGCUAAACAGAUCCCAGGUUUGUCCUUACAAUUCUAUGGAAUUUCAGUGUGCUAGAACAGUAGGUCUUUAUGAUUGUGAAGGUCAGUCAUUUGGCUCUUCUAAACAAGCAUCCAGAGGUUCAUCUAAGUUGCAUAGAUUUCAGGAGGAAAGACAAGAUAAAUGUUACUUUAAUGAUAUGAAGGCCAAUUAUCAUGGGAGAGACAUUGUAGAACAUAGUACAAAACAAAAUGAUCAUAACAGAAGUUUUGGGGACAUAGAAGAAGGAGUACUGAUUGACAAGGGCAAGUGGCUUCUGAAAGAAAAUCAUUUGCUAAGAAUGUCAUCUCCCGAAAAUUCUGGCAUAUGUGGCAAUGCAGACACUACAUCAGUGGAUACUCUACUUGAUAAUAAUAGUAAUGAGGUACCAUAUUCACAUUUUGGAAAUUUGGCCUCAGGCCCAAACAUGGCUGAACUAUCCUCUUCAGAAUUGGAGGAACUGACUCAACCUCUUGAAUUGAAACACACUUAUUUUAACAUGCCUCAUUGUAGUGACUUCGAACCUUUUUGUGAGGAUUUUCUAGAUGUUCAAAAUAAAACUUGUCACGAGGAGAAAAUACCAAAUCACCAUGCAGAGGAGAAGGGUAAUCAUAAGUCAGAGAGAGUGUGUACAUCUGUCACUCAUGUCUUUGCGGCUGCCAACAAAGUGCAUCCCAUCUCCGAUGAUACUGUUAAAAAACAACCGUUGCCUGGAAAUAAUGCUGGUGCACUUCAGGAAGGUGACUCUUUGGAUAAACUCUAUGCUAUUUGUGGUCAACAUUGCCCAAUAUUAACAGUUAUUAUCCAACCUAUAAAUGAGAAAGACCGAGGAUUUGCAUAUUGUAAAGAUUCUGAUAUUGAAAAUUCCUUGGACAAACAUUUAUGGAUGAAAAUACAACCCUAUUUCCUAGAGUCAAACAAAACCAUGUUCAGAGAUGAGAAUAAAGCAAGUAGCAGAAAGACAUUUAUUGAUAAUGCCCUUGAUGAUAUGCUUGAUCAAUUUUAUUUCAGUAGUACAUUUAACUUGAUGGGUAAAAGAAGAAAAUUAAAAAGAAUUGACUUAUUGGACUUAGAGGAAGAAAAUAAUUUAAAGAAAUUUCAAUUAUAUUUAAAUAAACAGUUUUGUGUGAAUUUCUUGCACACAUCAUUGUUACUUGUGAGUGAUGUGAACUCAAAUACGCAAGACCCCAGCAAUCUGAUGAAUGAAAUCUUCGAAGUAGUUGAUGAGAAUAACAACUUAUUAAACAACAGAUUCCAGAGCUCAACAACAAAUCUGAACCAAGUAGUAAGAAAAACUAUCAACUAUUACUUCUCCUUUGAAAUGCUUGGUCAAGCCUGCCUAGUUUGCCAAGUUGAGAUAUUCUUAAAUAUUAACAACAGAAAUGUAUUUAAAAUAUUUUAUGUUUUUGAAGGUGAGAAACUUUUCAUUUGGGAAGAAGAAAACCAAUUAAAUUUAACUGAUGUUGAAAACAGUGAGGAGCAGGAAGAUUAAUAAUUACAAAUCACAACAACUUUUCUUCAUUAUGAGAUUUCUUUCCUUGUAAUAAGAUGAAGCACAUGGGAUGGAUGUGGACUAGAUAAUCUCUAAGAAUCUUCUGCUUCUUUAAAAUGAGUUUACCUUAGAAAGCUUGCCCUUUGAUAAUCCGAUCAGACUUUCAUCAUUCCUCUGCUCUUCAUUUUUCCAAUUACAGACUCAGUUUUUAUUCUGUUAUUUUGGAAGUUUCUGUGUGUGUGUGUUUUGUUUUUUGAUAAUGUAUAAUAAUUUUCUGUCCCUGUGAUUUUCCUGCAGGGACAUUAUAAAUGCCCUAAGUCCAAGAAUUAUAUCUUUUUUUU
Messenger RNA from Molossus molossus (Pallas's mastiff bat), 6921 nucleotides. It is a transcript of the gene RP1, whose product is annotated as RP1 axonemal microtubule associated. Gene Ontology annotation, biological process: axoneme assembly; intracellular signal transduction; photoreceptor cell development. The transcript has 5 exons. Lineage: Eukaryota; Metazoa; Chordata; Mammalia; Chiroptera; Molossidae. Gene Ontology annotation, cellular component: axoneme. The record is from RefSeq and is a predicted model, not a curated record. Gene Ontology annotation, molecular function: protein binding. The coding region runs from base 143 to 6580 and encodes 2145 amino acids.